AGGAGCAACACUUUCUUAAUGAGGAAAAGCUUCCUGCUGACCAGCAGCUCUGGAACCUUGAGAGGAACCCCAGUCUGGACCAAGAGGAGCCAGAACCUCCACAGAUUAAAGAGGAGGAGGAGCACUGCAUCGGUCUGGAAGUAGAGCAGCUUGUACUGAAGCAGGAGGAUCAAGAUAACCUUUUAUUGAAUCCCACUCUCAAGGACAGUGACCACAGUGAACCAGAACCAAGUGACCACCAGCUCCUCUCCCACAGCUCAGCUCAGAGCCAAGAUCUCAGCGGAGGCCAGCAUGGAAACUCAAAAUCAGUUAGUAAUGCAGAGCCGGCAUCAGAAAAGGGACAUCAUGUCAUCACAAGAGCAAAAGGGAGCACAAGUCCCAGUAACCUUGCAUGUAGCCCUACCAUGUCAAAGAUUGUGCCGAAUAUCUGCAAGAGUAAAAAGGUUCUCCAGUGUGACACUUGUGGAAAAGUCUUUAAGUGGAAGUCAGACUUAAAUAGACAUCUGAAGGUGCACACAGAUGAGAGGCCACAUCUUUGCAAAACCUGUGGAAAGAGAUUUUGUUACAAGUCAUCACUAGGAAAACAUUUGAUUGUCCACACAGGGGAGAAACUGUAUUCUUGCGAAAGGUGUGGGAGAAGUUUUAGCUUGAGAACUAGCCUGCAGGGACACGAGAGAACGCACACGGGCGAGAAACCUUUUUCUUGCAAAACUUGUAGGGCAAGAUUUAACAGUAGAAGUAACCUGCAGGUCCACCAGAGAACACACACGGGUGAGAGACCUUUUUCUUGCAAAACUUGUGGGAAAAGUUUUAGUGCGAGACAAACCCUGCAGGAUCACGAGAGAACGCACACGGGGGAGAAACCUUUUUCAUGCAAAAGUUGUGGGAAAAGUUUUAGUGCGAGAAAAACCCUGCAGGGACACGAGAGAACACACACGGGCGAGAAACCUUUUUCUUGCAAAACUUGUAGGGCAAGAUUUAACAGUAGAAGUAACCUGCAGGUCCACCAGAGAACACACACGGGUGAGAGACCUUUUUCUUGCAAAACUUGUGGGAAAAGUUUUAGUGCGAGAAAAACCCUGCAGGAUCACGAGAGAACGCACACGGGGGAGAAGCCUUUUUCUUGCAAAACUUGUGGGAGAAGUUUUAGUGCGAGACAAACCCUGCAGGUCCACAAGAGAACACACUCGAGUGAGAGACCUUUUUCUUGCAAAACUUGUGGGGCAAGAUUUAACAGUAGAAGUAACCUGCAGGUCCACCAGAGAACACACACGGGUGAGAGACCUUUUUCUUGCAAAACUUGUGGGGCAAGAUUUAACAGUAGAAGUAACCUGCAGGUCCACCAGAGAACACACACGGGCGAGAAGCCUUUUUCUUGCAAAACUUGUGGGAAAAGUUUUUGUGCGAGUCAAACCCUGCAGGAUCACGAGAGAACGCACACGGGCGAGAAACCUUUUUCUUGCAAAAGUUGUGGGAAAGGUUUUACACGUGGAUGUAGCUUGAAAGUUCACAUGAGAAGCCAUAAAGGUGAGGAGUCGUAUCCAUGUACAACUUGUGGGGAAAGAUUUGUUAUCAAAUCCCUUCUAACCAAACAUUUGAUGACCCACACAUAGCAAAACUGAUAUUUUUGUAAAAUAUUGUAAAGAUCUCUCACUUGCCAGUUUAUCCAAAGUCCACAGGAGAAUACAUCCAGUUGAGAAGCCACACCAUGGCAACAGGAGAGGGAUAAUAUUUGCUCAAGCAUUGUCGAAGAAGUUGUACAACACUGAAAAUGUUCCAGGAGACCAAACAAGAGAUGAACCUUGUUGUAGUUCAAUGCUUUAUGAAGUUCCAUCACCACUGAUGAGGAGCAGACUUCAAUAACUUCACAAAGCAAUGAACUACAGCCAGGUUCAUCACUUACAUCUACACAAGAGAGAUUGUGUACAUUUGCAUUAGCUGCAUCUCUGUAACUGAAUGUGGAAAAUAUCCCAUUGAGGAGACAUCACAAUAUCUUUGAUGCAGUACAUGGUCAACAACAUUUGCUGAAGUACCAACGUUUCUGUUUUUGAUGUGACUGUCAUUGAUAUUUACAUCUGCAAAGGAAGUGACGUUUUCAACCAUGUCUCUUUGUUUAUUAAUUUAUCAGCCAUUUAUACCAGAUGGUGCAGAAAAUGGUGCCUUUUCUUUUUCCUAUUACAAAAGAAGAAAAUAUGUUGUUAAUGUGUACACUGUCCUAAAUGACUCACUGUAAAUGGUUAUUCUUUUGUACUACGUGUAUUCAAUACUUCUGUGCAUUUGCAGUUUAUUAAAGUUUCUUGAAUUAUAGUGAUUGUAUUUUACGUCUGUCACACGUUGAAUCGGUGUUUGUCUUUGUGGAAGAAAAUUCCCCUGACUAUGUGUCUCCCUGCUAUGACCGUGAUAAACAGGAUGGAACCCUUAUUUGGUGAUGUUUUUCUUCCAACUGGUACCGCGGACGGACGGACACAGCAGAUAACACACAGAGGAUGAUCUCCUGUCUUUCAUGUCUUUUUCUUUUUUAUAUCCUGUCUCAUGAAAUGCCUCUUUGUAUAAGUUCAGGCUUUUGAGAACUUGCAGCCAGUUGUUCCAUUUUGAGCACCCGUGCUUGUUGUAUAAA
Molecule: messenger RNA, 2617 nt
Organism: Pleuronectes platessa (European plaice)
Lineage: Eukaryota; Metazoa; Chordata; Actinopteri; Pleuronectiformes; Pleuronectidae
Product: zinc finger protein 700-like
Exons: 1
Coding region: 405-1613 (402 amino acids)
Biological process (GO): negative regulation of transcription by RNA polymerase II
Molecular function (GO): DNA-binding transcription repressor activity, RNA polymerase II-specific
Source: RefSeq, a predicted model, not a curated record